Molecule: messenger RNA, 4858 nt
Organism: Rhineura floridana
Lineage: Eukaryota; Metazoa; Chordata; Lepidosauria; Squamata; Rhineuridae
Gene: SYT7
Product: synaptotagmin 7
Exons: 13
Coding region: 1416-3461 (681 amino acids)
Biological process (GO): cellular response to calcium ion; calcium-ion regulated exocytosis; vesicle fusion
Cellular component (GO): synaptic vesicle; axon; synapse
Molecular function (GO): clathrin binding; phosphatidylserine binding; calcium ion binding
Source: RefSeq, a predicted model, not a curated record
GGUCUUAACCGAGAUUCCGUCAGCCAAGAAGACCUGCGCUUAUUAUGAGGUCUGGGCGAUGCUGCUUUGCAUUCUCUUAAUUUACUAAAAGAAUAAAACUAAAACAAACCCUGAACUGGAGCUGCGUGCGCACUGGAGCCGACUGUCGGCUCAAGGAGAGCUACAGUUUUGGGCGCACUCGGCCACUCAAACGGGAGGGACGGAGGCGGCUCAGAAUUCAAUGCCGACGUCCCCCAGAGCACAGCCUACCUAGACUUUGUCGUGAAAUAAUUCACAGUGAACGGUUCAGCGAGAGCAACAUUUUCUGUGGGGUGGGGGAACGAAACUUGAUCACAAGUACCUUUGAAGGCCGGCCACAUGUGGGAAAAGACCCGAGGAAGACGAGGAUUUUCGUGCCUACCGGAGUAGCCCCUUCUGGACAGGGCGAGACCCAGAAGUGGACUUUCGAGACGUACUAUAGGAGAAGGAUCAGACCUGGAUUUUAACCCUACUGGGCGGGACUCUUCCCUAGCCACAUUUGCUAGCUCAUGCAAGUCACCCCCGCUUUAGCUUUCGAGUGGGCCUUUUUGAGGCGUGUUUGCGCACAGCACACCUGCUUACAGGCACAUUUAGCACACUAGUGGCUUACCGAAAAGGCACCCAGCCCCUUCCAUUGUGAACCUAGCAGGGAAACAAUGUUUUCCCUCUCCCCGCUUCCCCCCUCUUUUCAUCAAAGUGAUUUUGUGUGUGUGUGCUGUCGGGUUAGCAGGGAGUAAAACUGCAUCCCUCGAGGACGCGCGCGCAAUCCAAAGGUGCAUCCAUCUCUCGCGCUACUGCUGCGGCUCGUUACCCUGGGCUGUCUUUCUUUCUGUCUGCCUUGCAAUUUCCUCUCCUACCAGCAGCGAGCAGCAACUGGACGCGUGUGAGAGGAGGCGAGCGCGAGACGCGCGCGCAGUCGGCCACACAGGCUCGUGGCGCGAGAGAGCGCGUACGCGGGCACACACACAUCGAGGGGAGGGGAAGGGCUCCAGAGGCUUGGUACGUUCCUGUGUGGACGAGAAUCAGUCAGCGAGCCCAGGAGCGGGAGGGCGAGCCCCUGCCAUUAGGCACCUCGUUCCAGUCAUUCGCCUCCCUCCUCAUGCCGGCGGCUCCCGCUCUUUCGCAGCCCGUCGCCUGGGUCUCCAACCUGUUUGUGGAGGUCACUCUUGGGCCACCAGCAGCCUGUGGCUUCUUCCCUUCAUCGCCUCCUCGCAGCGUCUGAGGGUCUUUCCUCUGGAGACACGAGUCGGAGCUGGACAGUGACCGAGGAAGCAAGCCCCGGCGCCCCGCACGGUUUGGGACUUACAAGCCAUCCAUUACCGCCCCAUCUCACACCCACCCACCCCGGAGGGAUUUACUUUGUCAGGAGGAGCCCGCCGGCUGUGAUAGCCGAAGAGAUGUACCUAGACCCAGAGGCGAGCAAAGGGGCACCUUCUCGUGAAGUCCUCCUGGUCUCAGCCAUCAUCACCAUCAGCCUUAGUGUCACUAUUGUCCUGUGUGGGAUCUGCCAGUGGUGUCAGCGCAAAUUGGGCAAACGUUAUAAAAGCUCCUUGGAGACAGUGGGAACUCCAGAUUCCAGCCGAGGUCGCAGUGAAAAGAAAGCCAUUAAUGAUCUAGACAGAGACUUUUGGAAUAACAAUGACAACACAGUGCAGCAGAAAUGGAGCUCCUACCCUCCCAAGGAGUUUAUACUAAACAUAUCACCUUACGCCCCAUAUGGUGAUCCACGACUUUCCCUCAAUGGCUCCUUGUUGUCCAGUGGAAAGUUGGCUGCUUCAGCCACAGCGGGAUUGGCAGGGGAGCGAGAAGGACGCCAUGGGGAGAGGCCACAGCUCCGAGAGGACGGCAUGAAGAGCAGUGUGUCUGCCCACAGCGAGCCCAGCAUUGGGAAGGCGGGGAGAGGCCGAUGGCAAACGGUGCAGAGCCACCUAGCAGCAGGGAAGCUCAGCCUAUCCAAUUUUGAGGAUUCCACCAUGUCCACAGCCACUACCCUUGAGUAUAUCCCCGCCUCAGCAGGAGACCCGAAAUGCCAGCGCCCACGCACCCUCUUGCGCCAGCAGAGUCUCCAACAGCCACUCAGCCAGCACCAGAAACCCAACCACAGCCAGCCCACCACCAGCCAGAGCUUGGGUCACCUGCAGUCUCACACCACUUCCUCCACCAGUGGCAACCCCCGGGGCUGUCGGAGUGGGCAGUCACGGCAAGGGACCUCUGCUGGCUCCAAGCACAGAACAGCUGGUGGCCGCAGCCGCUCCAACCCUGGGAGCUGGGACCAUGUGGUGGGACAGAUUCGGAACCGAGGCUUGGAUAUGAAAUCUUUCCUGGAAGGCCGUAUGGUGGUGUUGUCCCUUGUUUUGGGGCUUUCAGAACAGGACGACUUUGCCAAUAUACCUGAUCUACAAACCACUGGAAACCAGCAGAACCAGAACUCUCAGGGGGACAAGAGGUUGCCCUCUGGAGGCAAAGUGGUGAACACAGCUCCUGUGGCAGGGCAGACACAACACGAAGAGUUUGACCAUAAAACAGAGCCUCGCUCAUCUGUCUCAGACCUUGUAAACUCCCUGACCAGUGAGAUGCUGAUGCUCUCCCCUGGGUCUGAGGAUGAUGAGGGACAUGACAGCUCUAGCCGAGAGAACCUGGGCCGGAUCCAGUUUAGUGUUGGCUACAAUUUCCAGGAAUCCACCCUGACUGUGAAAAUAUUGAAAGCUCAGGAGCUGCCAGCCAAGGAUUUCAGUGGCACAAGUGACCCUUUUGUCAAAAUUUACCUCCUACCAGAUAAAAAACAUAAGCUGGAGACAAAGGUCAAAAGGAAGAACUUAAACCCACACUGGAAUGAGACCUUUCUCUUUGAAGGUUUCCCAUAUGAGAAAGUGGUUCAGCGGGUGCUCUAUCUACAGGUUCUGGAUUAUGAUCGGUUCAGUAGGAAUGAUCCCAUUGGGGAAGUGUCUAUUCCCCUCAACAAAGUGGAUCUGACGCAGAUGCAGACAUUCUGGAAAGACCUAAAGCCCUGCAGUGAUGGGAGUGGAAGACGAGGAGAGCUGCUCCUAUCCCUUUGCUACAACCCUUCUGCUAACUCUAUUGUUGUGAAUAUUAUCAAAGCUCAGAAUCUUAAAGCCAUGGACAUUGGGGGAACAUCAGACCCCUACGUGAAGGUGUGGCUGAUGUACAAAGACAAGCGGGUGGAAAAGAAGAAGACAGUAGUGAUGAAGCGGUGCCUGAACCCUGUCUUUAACGAGUCCUUCAUCUUCGACAUCCCCACAGAGAAACUGAGGGAAACUACCAUUAUCAUCACUGUCAUGGAUAAGGACAAGCUCAGCCGGAAUGAUGUCAUUGGAAAGAUCUACCUGUCAUGGAAGAGUGGCCCAGGUGAAGUGAAGCACUGGAAGGAUAUGAUCGCACACCCCCGGCAGGCAGUGGCACAGUGGCACCAGCUGAAGGCCUGAGAGGGAGAAGCCAAGGACUCGCUCUGGGUUUCAAUGCACCAAGUCAACAUUUAUUGGCCACACUCUCACUACUUUAUGCACAACAGCUGCACCUAGGUCUCCCCCGAGGGAAAAGCUUGGGAAUGACCAUAGGCUAAGGGUGCGAACCUGCAACAUGUACUAAACUCUGGGAAAGUGGUAUCGGUGCCCAAUGUGCUGGUUCAGUAUGCAGCAGCAUCAGGAGCAUUGUUAAUACCCAACCUCCUGCUUUAGCCUUUCCUUCAGACUCCUUAUGUAGAAGAGAGAGAGAGAGAGAGAGAGAGAGAGAGAGAGAGAGAGAGAGAGACCAGAGCAGAUCAGCCCUCCAGCUGACGGUGGCCUCAGCACUGAAUUGUUUGAGUUUACAGUGUAGCAAUGGCACUGGCAUGAUGGGAGGAGAGGGGUCUGCUGCUGCCAUACAAGACUUCCUAUGAGUUCUUCCAGCCAAAGGCUAAUUGGGAUGGCACCCUAUUCCGCCAUGAGAAAGCUGGCCCCUGCCAGUGGCUGCACUGACCUAAAAGGUGGCAUGGCAAGGAGAUCACUUGCUCUGUUUCAAUGAGGUUGCUUUGUUAUAAUUCAAUAAAACUUGUAAGAGUAAUAAGAAUAAUAUAAAUAAUAAUGCUGGCUAGAUCUUUGUCCUAGCUGGGCCUCUCAGAAAAAAGGGGAGAGGAGCCAUGAAGCUCCCAUAGCCCCCUGUGUGUGUUGUGUGUGUGUUGUAACUAUGCGUGCAGGGCAUUUGUGUGUCACUUGUGUUCUCUUUCUCUCUCAGUCCUAGAUAAAUUGUUUCUCUGAGGGAGUUUGACUUAACUGCCCAGCAAGAAUUGAUGGAGAGCUUAUGCCAUGUGGGAAAGAGGGAGUAACAGAUUUCAGAGCUUUGAUUCAGGCGAACCGUGAGAGGCGAGGAAGCCAUUUUCUUAACUACACUAGAACCCACAAAGCACAUGUUCCAAGCUGAAGUGUCAUUGUAGCACUAGGGGGAGCUUAACUUUUAAUUGUCCCUUUUGCUUGGCAGAAGUAAAGGAGACAUGCUGAUCAGUCCCAAAUUGUCUGGGGUAAGCAAUUCAAACUGACCCCUUUCAACAUCCCAUCACCCUUGUCACACAGGGCCCUAAGCGGUUCAUCUGUUUUCUCUACUCAGCCAGGCACGAGCAUCCUACCCACUCCAAUCUGUCAUGGAACAAAUCUGACUUCCCCCAUCUUGAUUCCAAAGCUUGUUUUCACUCAACCCAUAGCAGCCCUUCCAUUGGAAACAAGCAAACAUCUGUAUAAUUUCCAGCUAAUCACCUUCCCACUUUCUGUACUCUCCUACAGCUCUGCUAAUGGAAACUGACAUCUUACUUGGAAUUCACAUAUCCGAAAUGUAGAUUAUGCCAAGAGAA